Molecule: messenger RNA, 654 nt
Organism: Rotaria sp. Silwood1
Lineage: Eukaryota; Metazoa; Rotifera; Eurotatoria; Philodinida; Philodinidae
Source: the annotation of a GenBank genome assembly
AUGGGUGGAAGAAGUUCAAAAAAAACUUUUACUGAAUGGGAUUUAAUUAAAUACAGUAAUAUGACAAAUAUUCCGUUAAUAACAGUAGAAAAUAUCUAUAAAGAUUUUAUGAAAGCAACAGGUAAUACAAAUAAAAUGGAUAAAAAUGAAUUUCGUCGUUUAUAUAAACAAAUGUAUAUCAGUCAACAAUCGAAUAAUACUGUUGUAUCUUUUCUUACUGAUCAAGAUUUAAAUAAAAUGUCAGAUCAUAUUUUUGAAAUCUAUGAUUAUGAUGCAUCAGGAAAAUUAACUUUUGAAGAAUUUGCUGAAAUAUAUUUAAUGCUUAAUCAUUAUGCUGGAACAUCACCAGAUGGCAGUUUACGUCAUGAUCGAUUUAAUUAUUUAUUGGAUAUAUAUGAUACAGAACCUCUUGAUUAUAUAACACGUGAACGUGCUCAACAAGUUUUUAAUUAUCUUAAUAAAUAUAACAAUUUAUCAAAUUUAAAUAAAAUAAAAUCUGACGAUAUUUCAUCGAAAACAUUAGAUAAUAAUUUUCAAGAUCAUUGGAAUAAAGUUGAUAUUGAUGGAGCUGGACGUGUAUCAAAAGAUAAAUUUAUUGAUUAUAUAAGCAAAUCAAACGAUUACAAACAUUAUUUUGAUCAAAACAAAAUUUAA